AUGGCUGAAACUGUCUGGCAAGGCAACUAUGAAUCAGCAGUUAUUAGGCUUAGCAACGCUGCUGUGAUAGUCCCACUCAAGCUGUUGUGGAAAGGUGGGAUGCUCCUGGUGCCACCUCAAAAAUGGGAUAGAUCAUCAAGACUGUGUCACAUCCGUGGUUUUAUGCUCAUGUCCAAGACCGACGCUCACAGACAUCCCUACCUCCAUGCAAUGAAGUGUCCCAAGAUUUUUUUACCAAGAUGUUGGCGUGGUACCACUAUAAUCCUCUCUAUGAUAGCUGCCUCCUUCAUUCUCUUCUACACCAAAUCACAGUCAGCUCGGUGUGGCUUUGUGAUGGUUGUGAUGACAGUGAUGUGGGUGACCGAAGCAAUACCCUUGCCUGUCACAGCCCUCAUACCUGUAUUCGCUUUCCCUUUAAUGGGUGUUCUUUCCACCGACACCGUGAGUAGAAUGUACCUAAAAGAGUCCAAUAUGAUGUUCCUCGGUGGCCUCAUCAUGGCGGCAGCGGUGGAGAACUGCAACUUUCAUGAACGUAUUGCCCUUUUCGUGAUCCUCCAUGUGGGUCAGGCGACGUUGCCACUUGACCCAAGGCGGGUUUUUCCUUGA
Messenger RNA from Portunus trituberculatus (swimming crab), 606 nucleotides. Its product is annotated as protein I'm not dead yet-like. Gene Ontology annotation, cellular component: membrane. Gene Ontology annotation, biological process: citrate transport; monoatomic anion transmembrane transport. The record is from RefSeq and is a predicted model, not a curated record. Gene Ontology annotation, molecular function: citrate transmembrane transporter activity; succinate transmembrane transporter activity. The coding region runs from base 1 to 606 and encodes 201 amino acids. The transcript is spliced from 5 exons. Lineage: Eukaryota; Metazoa; Arthropoda; Malacostraca; Decapoda; Portunidae.